Cutaneotrichosporon oleaginosum is the source of this 1193-nucleotide messenger RNA. RefSeq lists its product as uncharacterized. The record is from RefSeq and is a predicted model, not a curated record. NCBI's taxonomy places the organism in Eukaryota, Fungi, Basidiomycota, Tremellomycetes, Trichosporonales, Trichosporonaceae.
AAUCGUCGCUCUCUCUCCCCCCCCCUUGAUCCUCGUCCUUGUUGUCUUCUCGCUUUGCUUUCAUCCACAACACUCUCUCUCUCUCUCUCUCUCUCUCUCGCAUCUCGCACCUCUCACAGAUCACCAGAUCACAGACUCCCUCCACCCUCCUUUCCACUCACCCUCCUUGACUCUCUACUCUUCGCCUUCUCCUCUAUUCCAUCUCUUUCAUCUCGUUCAUCUCUUGUCAUCCUCCGUCCUCGUCUCCCUUUUGUCUUCAUCACUCAAACUCACAAACAUCACCAUGCUCUUCUCCCUCACCCCCUUCCUUCUCCUCGCCGCGGCGUCGCAGGUCGUCGCCGCCCCUCACAUUCACAAACGCGACCAUUCCCGCCUUGCCAAGCGCAACUUUGGCCGCGUCACCUUUUUCCGUUCCACCGACUCUGACCCAAACCUCGCCUGCCAAGGAUACUACUACUCCGACGAAUCCUUCCCCCUUGUCGCCCUUUCCACCUCUGGCGACUUCUCAAACGACAAGUGUGGUCAGUGGAUCACCGUGACCUACAACGGCCGCACCGUCUCUGCCCAGGUUCAGGACGCAUGCGCCACCUGCUCAAACGGUCAGAUCGACCUGUCGCCUGGCGCAAUGCGCCAGCUCGACCCAGACUAUGAGCGCACGGGCCAGUUCAAUGCCGAGUGGAGCUUUGGUGGAGGCGGCGGCGGCGGCAACAACGAAGAGCCCAAGACGACAACCAAGGAGGAACCCAAGACCACUUGGACCCCCCCUCCCCCCGAGCCCACCACUACCACGCCGUCGCCCAAGCCGACCCCAACUCCCACGCCAACCCCCACCCCGGACACUUCCUCCACCUCGAGCCUCACCUCGGGCACACCCAGCUCGCUCUCUCCCAGCUCGUCGCUCCUCUCGUCGGCCUCGCUCAACUCGACUACUUCGCUCAACGCGACCUCGUCCCUCAACGCUACCUCGAGCCUCAACCAGACCUCGUCCGCGCUCCCCUCGGCCUCGCGCAACGCUACCGCCUCCAUCGCUGCAGGCAGCGACCACGUUGUCGCUGGUCAGGGCGACGUCGAGGACGGCGCUCUCUCGGGCGUCGGCAACCUCGUCGUCAGCAUUGGCCGCCUUAUUGUCCUCGCCGUCGGCGGCAACUAGUCUUUCGUUUUUAUAUUUCAUGCAGGUGUAAUGGGUUUGGUGG